Messenger RNA from Heterotrigona itama, 1204 nucleotides. NCBI's taxonomy places the organism in Eukaryota, Metazoa, Arthropoda, Insecta, Hymenoptera, Apidae. The record is from the annotation of a GenBank genome assembly.
AUGGCUCAAAAGAAAAGAGUACUUAUGAUUUGCUUAGGUAUGUCUUAAAAUGCGAAUAAAUAACAAAAAAGAAUUGUAUACCAUACAGCUAAAAUAUGAUUUUCAUUUUACAGGAAAUAUUUGUCGUUCACCAAUAGCUGAAGCAGUUUUUAGUGAUCAAAUAAAUAAAUUAGAUUUGAAUGAAUCAUGGGAAGUAGAAAGUGCAGCGCUUAUAGGAUAUCAUACAGGUAAAAAUCCAGAUCACAGAGCUAUGUCUACGCUAAGAGAAAAGGGUAUCAUUAACUAUUUUCAUAAAGCACGACCAAUCAUAGAAGAUGAUUUUAUUAAAUUUGAUUGGAUAUUUGGAAUGGAUAAUAGUAACAUUCAAGAAUUAAAUAACAUGAAACCUAGUAAUUGCACUGCUAAAAUUGAACUUCUUGGAAAAUAUGAUCCACAGGGAGACAUCAUUAUAAGAGAUCCUUAUUAUGACAGCAAUAAUGCUGGAUUUCAUAAAGCUUAUGAACAAUGUGUACGAAGUAUAAAAGCUUUCUUGGAACAAUAUAAAGGUAUUGUCAAAAGGUCUAUUCUACAUGUAACGAUUCAUAAAUUAAAUUUAAAAAAGUAUAAUCAUAGAAACAGCUGUCGUUCUCCAAUAGCAGAAGCAGUAUUUUUGGAGGAAAUAAAAAAAUUAAAUCUUCUUGACUAUUGGGAAAUAGAUAGUGCUGCAUUGUUACAAUACCACGUAGGUAAUGGUCCAGAACCUAGAGCUAUGUCUACGCUUAGGAAAAGAGGCAUUGUAUAUUAUACUCAUAUAGCAAGACAGAUAACAAAAGAAGAUUUCUACAAAUUUGACUGGAUAUUUGGAAUGGAUAGUGGUAUAGUUUAUGAUCUAUGUCAAAUGCAACCAAAAGAUAGUCAAGCAAAAAUUGAACUUCUUGGAAAAUAUAAUCCCAAUGAAGAAUUAAAUAUACGAGAUCCAUUAUUUGUAUGUAUCGUUAUUAAUGUUAUUAUUUAAUUUUAAUAUUAUUAAAAAUUUAGAUAUUUUUUUAUUAAAAUAAUAGGAUAAUAACAGUGCUGGAUUUGAAAAGGCAUUUGAGCAAGCUACAAAAAGCAUAAAAAUAUUUCUAAAACAACAUAAAGGUAAUUUUAUAUAUCAUGAUAUUUCAUUUAUUAAAUUAUACAAAUAAUUUAUAAUUAUUUUUUUACAGAUACUGUAAGCACAUAA